AUGAGUAACUGUGCCAUAUGCGAGAAUUCGAAUCAAGCCUCCAUUUGUUCCAUCUGUGUUAACUACAGGUUGAAUGAGUAUAAUACUUCCUUGAAGUCACUGAAAGACCGUCGAGAUUCGUUGUACUCAAAAUUGAGCGAUGUUCUUGUCCGCAAGGGAAAGGGAGAUGACCAAGCAAAUUGGAGAGUGCUUCAAAAUGAAAAACUUGCAAGGUUGAAGGAGAAGCUUCGUCACAGUAAGGAACAAGUUACUCAAGGAAGAGCUAAGAUAGAGACUGUGUCUGCUGAUCUGAAACUUAAAUAUGGGUUACUUGAAUCUUCCCUUUCAACGCUGGAAAAGAAUCGAUUGGAACAACUGGAGAAGUUCUACCCCAAUCUUAUAUGCACCCAGAGCCUAGGGCAUGUGGCGAUUACCUCUGAGCGCCUUCACAAGCAGUCUGUGGUCAUAAAACAGAUAUGCAAGUUGUUCCCACAAAAGCGGGUGAUCAUAGAGGGAGAGAUAAAGGAUGGUUGUAGUGGUCAAUAUGAUCAAAUUUGCAAUUCGCGAUUACCCAGAGCCCUUGAUCCCCACUCCGUUCCAUCAGAAGAGCUUUCUGCUUCUUUGGGAUACAUGGUGCAACUUCUAAAUCUUGUUGUUCACAACUUGGCUGCCCCAGCACUUCAUAACUCAGGUUUUGCGGGUUCUUGCUCUCGGAUAUGGCAACGGGAUUCCUAUUGGGAUGCACGUCCUUCCUCCAGGAGCAAUGAAUAUCCACUUUUUAUACCCCGACAAAAUUAUUGCUCUACUGCCGGGGAAAACUCAUGGUCUACUGAUAAAAGCUCAAGCAAUUUCGGAGUUGCUUCAAUGGAAUCUGAGAAGAGAAAUCGCCUAGAUUCAUCUGGGAAUAGUAACUUCAACUAUUCUUUAGCUUCUUCACACUCUGUUCAAACACAUAAAGAUCUGCAGAAAGGAAUUUCACUUUUAAAGAAAAGUGUUGCAUGCAUCACAGCUUACUGUUACAACUCCCUAUGUUUGGAUGUCCCUUCAGAUGUAUCAACGUUUGAGGCAUUUGCAAAGUUAUUGGCUACACUCUCAUCAUCUAAGGAAGUUCUAUCUGUUUUUUCCCUGAAAAUGGCUCAAUCUAGGACAUGCAAGCAAGUACAACAAUCAAAUAAAUCUGUAUGGAAUAUGAAUUCUGCUAUUUCAUCUACUACUUUACUGGAAAGUGCACAUUCUGUGCCCACAACGAGAAUUGAAAAUUAUGUGCCAAGUUCUACUGCUAGUUUUCUUUACGCCACUGAUUUAUCUGACGGCAAAAAUGAGUGCCUUAUUGAAGGGUGGGAUAUUGUUGAGCAUCCCACUUUUCCUCCCCCACCGUCGCAAAGUGAGGAUGUUGAGCACUGGACUCGAGCAAUGUUCAUAGAUGCUAGAAGAAAGUGA
This is a messenger RNA of Sphenostylis stenocarpa, 1419 nucleotides long. NCBI's taxonomy places the organism in Eukaryota, Viridiplantae, Streptophyta, Magnoliopsida, Fabales, Fabaceae. The record is from the annotation of a GenBank genome assembly.